This is a messenger RNA of Gadus chalcogrammus (walleye pollock), 3294 nucleotides long. RefSeq names its product solute carrier family 35 member E2A-like. The transcript has 9 exons. The record is from RefSeq and is a predicted model, not a curated record. Gene Ontology annotation, cellular component: Golgi apparatus. Lineage: Eukaryota; Metazoa; Chordata; Actinopteri; Gadiformes; Gadidae. Gene Ontology annotation, molecular function: antiporter activity. Bases 1144 to 2364 code for a protein of 406 amino acids.
UUAUUUUACCUUAUCUCGUCCAUGUUCCCUAAAAGUUAUGUAGAGUGCAGGCUUUGUUACUGCAUCUUCCCACUACAUAUUUUAGUUUCGGUUUAUAUUUGGCGAAGUCUAUAUUCGCGUAGGUUUCAGUUCCGCAUUCAUAGUUGCUCUGAUUUCCAGGCGUCGUUCCUAUGUGCACUAGUGUGUACUGAAGUGUCUUCUACAGCCCCGCUCUGUAGUUCAAGUCCGCCACCAUUCGAAAUGACGUCUCUGCUUGUGCAAGGCACAUUGUUUAAAGGAUCGUGGUUCAUUUGUUAAACACAUAAAGUAAUUGCAUUAAUCAAUGUAUCCAACGUGUCCUUCUGGUAGACUGUGAUGAUAGAUCACAGUCUACCAUAGAUUCAUGCUGGUGCCGAAAUAAUAAUGCAUGUAAUAAUGAUGCCAAACUACAAAAGAUUUCCUGCAGAAAAUGCGUCGAGUGCUGUGGUGCAAAGUGAGGUUUAAGUAGAAAGGGUUUAUUUGUAUGGGCCCAUGUGCCUAUUAUACCAUAGUAAAUAUUUAGCCAGAAGCUACUAAUUCUUCCAGUGUAUUUGGUGACAUUGUAACCUUAGCGGCCGCCACCGUCUGAUGUCCGCCACUAGGGGGCGUUGACCCGCACAACAAACACCAGCGAACAGCCGCCGCCACACAAAGACAAUGCUCACCCCACACACACAAAAAGCAGUCUGAUCUCAUAUGAUCCCAAACUUCCCGUGGUUUGACUUCGCUCCUCACUGGAAGCACGCUGGAUUGUAACUGGAAAACAUUACACAGCCUAAACAUAAGAACAAUAUCAACCAAGGGAGACGGACCCACCGUAACGUUAGUGUGUACAGGAGGACGUAACUAUUGGACAAGAGGCGUGCAAGCUUCCACUGAGGCUUUUUAAACCUGGCACUGUGCGCACAGAGGCGAUCCCCGGGAUUUCUGACAGUUGAGGAACAGUUUGAGAGUGCUGCCAUGUUUGCACCACCACCACCACCACCUGCUUGACUCCUACCCUGGGGCAAGAUGGACUGACGACCGAGACCGCGGUCCACUCCUUGCGCUUUCGUCGGUGCACCCAGGAGGAGUCGUGUUGGAUAAGUGUCGGUGGGACGGUGCGCCCGAACAACAACCAGCACCAUGGUGGCUAACGGUCCGACCAGCGGCAGAUGCCCGUGGCUGCGUCUCUUCUCCCCGUUCCAGAGCAGCCGGGAGCGCGUGGUGCUGACCCGCAGCGAGAGCAUGCACGGUGAAAGUGUGUUGAAGAUCACCGUCACCGAGACCACGGUGAUCGAGGCGGAGUCCGGCGUCUGGAACCUGCGCUCCAUGUCAUACCUGGUGCUGUGGUUCUUCUUCAGCUUCUGCACGCUCUUUCUCAACAAGUAUAUUCUGUCGCUUCUGGAGGGAGAGCCGAGCAUGCUGGGUGCUGUCCAGAUGCUGUCCACCACCAUCAUCGGGUGCCUCAAAAUGUUUGUCCCCUGCUGCCUCUACAAGCACAAGACCCGCACCGAGUAUCCGUCCAACUUCGUCAUGACCAUGCUGUUUGUUGGCCUGAUGAGGUUCACCACGGUGGUGCUGGGCCUGGUCAGCCUGAAGAACGUGGCCGUGUCUUUCGCCGAGACGGUGAAGAGCUCAGCGCCCAUCUUCACGGUCAUCAUGUCCCGCCUCAUCCUGGGGGAGUACACAGGAUUGUGGGUAAAUCUCUCCCUGUUCCCCAUCAUGGCCGGCCUGGCACUGUGCACGGCCUCAGAGCUCAGCUUCAACAUGCUGGGCUUCUCCGCAGCCCUCUCCACCAACAUCAUGGACUGUUUACAGAAUGUUUUCUCCAAAAAGCUGCUCAGUGGAGACACCUACAAAUUCAGCCCACCAGAGCUGCAGUUCUACACCAGCGCAGCAGCUGUCAUCAUGCUCAUUCCUGCCUGGGUUUUCCUGCUGGACAUUCCAGUGAUCGGGAAGAAUGGGCGGAGCUUGGUCUGGAGUCAGGACGUGGUGCUGCUGCUGCUGUUUGACGGAGUGCUGUUCCACCUGCAGAGCGUCAGCGCCUACGCCCUGAUGGGCCGUAUCUCCCCCGUCACCUUCAGCGUGGCGAGCACGGUGAAGCACGCCCUGUCCGUGUGGCUCAGCAUCAUCGUGUUCAGCAACCACAUCACGCUGCUGGGUGCGGCCGGCUCGGUGCUGGUGCUGCUGGGCGUGCUGCUCUACAACCGGGCCCGCCAGGCCCAGAGGAGGGCUCUGAGGGCCAUGGCCGGCCGGCAGCAGGACCCCCAGUACCACUACGACCACAGCCACAGGCCCUCCAGGGGAGAACCGCCGGCCCCGGGCCAGCAGGCCUCCAAGGACUUCAAGGCCUCCCAGUCGUAGCCUGGGAGACCUGAAGCCCCAGGACCAGCCCGCCUCCAAGGAAUUCAAGGACUCCCAGUCGUAGCCUGAGAUACCUGCCCCCCCCAGGGUCAGCUUGCCUCCAAGGAAUUCAAGGCCUCCAAGGACUUCAAGGCCUCCCAGUCGUAGCCUGGGACGGAGGUUAGGAUGCCAAGUGGGUGGGGAGGGGGAGGCGAUCCAGGACUCACUUUUGGCCACCUCCUUGUCUCUCUGACUCUUUGCACUCUCUUGCUCUGUCCCCAUUUCACACUAAAGGAGAGUUGGGUUCUCACUUCACACGCAUUCCACCAGUUCAACUGAAAUAUCCCCCAAAAAAUGGAAAUUUGGAAGGCUGAGUGGCAGCAAGGGAGCUGGUUAGCGGAAGUGUGGUAACCUAGCAACCACUAAGUUGUCCAUUUCGAUUGUUAUUCCUAAAACAAUUGUUGUAAACAAUUGUUGCUGAUUGAACAGUACAGGUACCUGCUGUGUCACAUGACUCUUUUUGCACUAUAUAUUGCACAAACAAGCUUUUUCCCUCAAGUCCACUAUGUUAAAAACAAAGUCAUAGAUCUUUUCUUUUUUUUUUUUGCUUCUGACAUGUAUAUGAGAUUGCAUAUUUGGGAUCCCCAGUUGAUUAUAUGUGGUCAUUUUAAGUUUGAUGUUUAAUUUUGUAUUAUUUUAUGGUUUAGGUUUGCGAGAGCUUAUGUGUUUGUGCAUGGCUUUAAUGUCGUGACCGUUGCUUCCAGACAGGAGCUCGACCCGGUUGUCUUAUAGCGGUCUGGCCCCGUAUCCCGGGGCGGAUCGGAGAGGUCCGUGCAAUGAUCGUUCAGCUGUACCCGACGCGAUCUGCGUCGUUUCAGGGAGCCUCAGAUAUGAAAGCACUCAGGAUAACUUUCCUUUUGUAAUCUUUUGAGCACGCAGUCUUUUUAGUUG